Molecule: messenger RNA, 1522 nt
Organism: Austrofundulus limnaeus
Lineage: Eukaryota; Metazoa; Chordata; Actinopteri; Cyprinodontiformes; Rivulidae
Product: acidic mammalian chitinase
Exons: 12
Coding region: 56-1495 (479 amino acids)
Biological process (GO): carbohydrate metabolic process
Cellular component (GO): extracellular region
Molecular function (GO): chitin binding; hydrolase activity, hydrolyzing O-glycosyl compounds
Source: RefSeq, a predicted model, not a curated record
AAGAGACCACCUCAGAAAAGGCUGAUUUGAGGUAAAAACCCAGUGCAAAAACAAGAUGGGUCGACUGACUAUCUUGGCUGGACUCUCUCUUCUGAUAUGUCUUCAGACUGUAUCUUCAACAAAACUGGUGUGUUACUUUACCAACUGGUCCCAGUAUAGACCAGGUGUUGGUAAAUAUGUUCCCGAAAACGUGGAUCCCAACCUCUGCACACACGUGAUUUAUGCCUUCUCCAUAAUUAGCUCUUCAAACGAGCUGAUAACGUUUGAGUGGAACGAUGAGGUUCUUUAUAAAUCCUUCAACGCACUAAAGAACAGAAACCCUCAGCUGAAGACUCUGCUGGCUGUUGGUGGCUGGAACUUUGGGACGUCACAAUUUACAACCAUGGCUUCAACUCCUGCCAACCGCCAGGUGUUCAUCCAGUCUUCCAUCAAAUUUCUGAGACGGCACGGCUUCGAUGGGCUGGACUUGGACUGGGAGUACCCUGGAGCACGAGGAAGCCCGUUAGAAGACAAGAAGAGGUUCACGUUGCUCUGCCAGGAAUUACUUGCUGCUUUUGAAAAAGAGGCAGCAGAGACCAAAAGGCCACGGCUGCUGCUCACAGCUGCAGUGGCAGGUGGGAAGGGGAACAUUGACAAUGGUUAYGAGAUUGCCGAAGUAUCUAAGACUCUAGACUUUUUAAAUAUCAUGACCUAUGACUUCCAUGGAGCCUGGGAUCCAUUCACUGGACACAACAGCCCUCUUUUCAGAAGCUCUGUCGAUCAGGGAGAACACAUAUAUUUCAAUGUUGACUUUGCCAUGAAGUAUUGGAGAGAUCAGGGAGCUCCGGCCGAAAAGCUGUUAGUUGGUAUUCCCACGUAUGGACGCACAUUCCGCACAGUAUCAGCAACUCAAGGUCUUGGAGCACCAACCAGUGGACCAGCCUCUGCCGGGCCAUACACCAGAGAGGCUGGAUUUUGGUCCUACUAUGAGGUUUGCAAUUUCCUCAAUGGAGCCACUGUGCACUGGAUUGAUGAACAGAAGGUACCUUAUGCAGUCAAAGGCAAUGAGUGGGUGGGCUUCGACAACAGGAAGAGCUAUGAAAUCAAGGCGCAGUUUGUGAAGGAUAACAAAUUUGGAGGAGCAUUCAUCUGGUCUCUGGAUCUGGAUGAUUUUGAUGGACACUUCUGUGGUGAAGGAAGCUAUCCUCUCAUUGGUUAUCUGCGCUCUCUCCUUAAUUCAGAUUUUCCACCUCCUCCUGUAACCACACCUCCACCAGUCACCACAAGCCGCCCCGGUCCAGCUAGUCCCACGACUGCAGCCAGCACCAUCACCGGCCAAACUACCACCGCUGAUGCUUCUGGAAGKGGUUUCUGUUCUGGAAAGGCUGAUGGACUCUACAUAAACGAGAAGGAUAGCAGCUACUUCUAUCAGUGCUUCGAGGAAAAUACAUUCUUGCAGCAAUGCCCAACUCAUCUUGUUUUCAAUGAGAAAUGCCAAUGCUGUGACUGGCCCUAAAUAAAUAUCUUAUUUGUCAAAUUUAAA